AUGGAUGAUUAAUCCUAAAACAAUAUUAAGAGCAAUCCAUCAAAAUUGACAUACUAUUCAGAAUCUCCGUUGAAGACGGAAACAAACCAACGCUUCACCCACUUGUAAUAAAAUUGCGAUUAGAAAAAAGAAAAGAACGAUAGAGGAAGCUUGGAGAAAAUGGGGGAAUCAUCAUCUGCAGAAAGCCCUAAGAAUGAUUUCAAAACCAAAUUAAUAAACGAAGAAAUUGUAUGGAUCGAUUACGCGGUGCAACAAGCGCAAAUCGCCCAGAACACAGUACAGAACGCAUUAGAUUCCGCGAUUUCUAUUACCCGCUCUCGAUUUCAUCAGAUUCGAGAUACUGGUGCUGCUCAUCUCUCUCUCACCGCUGAUUAUCUUGAAGAUGUAAAGACUGAUUACAAAGCAUAUGAGGAUCUUGCAUUUGGAAAGAUUAAAGAUGGAUUACUCUUUGCUGCCUCUAAUCCAUUACUUACGAGUGGAGUUGUCCUUGCUUCGGGUCUUAUUAUUUCAAAAAAACCCAGACGUGCCUUGUACUACAAGUCAAUGCGCCUUUUUUCUAGUGAGGAGACUUUGUUCUCUAGAGCGGAGGCUAAGGUAAACAGGUUGAAAGAAUCUAUUGAUAGCCUGAAGAAAGAAAGUGAAGCUUUGGAGAAGGGAGCUUUGCAAGCAGAAGAGGAAAUGAAACGAGGACGGAAAAAACUCAGACAAGCAGGAAAUCAGAUCCAAGGUGUCACUCGCACAGCCUACAAGAUUGAGAGAGAAGCUGCAGGCUUAAAAGAUAUCCUUAAAGAGCUACCCAGAAGAGAAGCGUCCCAAUUCAGAUCAGAAGUCUCAAAGCUUGGGUCGGAGGCAAAGCGAGAAAGGCAAGCUCUUAGCAAAAAGGUUGCGAAGAUUAGCAAUUACGGGAUAUCUGUUUAAAGUCAAGUGUUAAGACAACCCGGUCAGCAGAGUUAUUUAGUUUAAACACUGCACCUUGAAUGGUGUAGACGGCUUCGUUCCAGUAUCCCUAUCAUAAUAACAAAAUAUGUUGCAUUGAUCAAUAUCUUCAAUAAAAAUAUAGCACUGAUCAACAAUACUUUGGUGAUGUCAUUUCCAGAUGACGACUUUUAUGUAAAAGUGUAUAUCCAACGGAAGAGCAGGAGAUAAUACUGUUGAACCCUACAUUUAUGUUAGGAUUUUGAAUUAUUGCCACAAUUUGAUACAUAUAUGAAUGCAGGGAUGAAACACAGAAUUUUGUUUUUCAA
Daucus carota subsp. sativus is the source of this 1244-nucleotide messenger RNA. RefSeq lists its product as uncharacterized. The coding region runs from base 160 to 918 and encodes 252 amino acids. Lineage: Eukaryota; Viridiplantae; Streptophyta; Magnoliopsida; Apiales; Apiaceae. The record is from RefSeq and is a predicted model, not a curated record. The transcript has 9 exons.